AUGUCGAUAUCUCAGCUGCCUCCUUCAACUGUUCGGCGACUAGGAGCUAGUGCUCUCAUUGUAUCACCUGAGUCUGUCGUCAAGGAGCUCAUCGACAACUCUCUUGACGCUGAGGCAACUUGUCUCGAGAUCCUUCUUUCUGCUAACACCGUCGACAAAUUUCUUGUCCGAGACAAUGGCCAUGGCAUAAGCCCGAGCGAUUUCCAUGCCGUGGGACGUUGGUCGCACACCAGUAAGCUCAGGAGCUUUGACGAACUGACGUCCAAGGGAGGCAAAACCCUGGGCUUCAGAGGGAACGCCCUAGCAAGUGCUAGCGAAAUUUCCAGCGUCACCAUCACGACCAGGACAUGCAAGGAUGCUGUUGCUACUGUUCUAUCACUCAAGCCCGGCCAGAAGUCUGGUGGGAUUGUCAGCCAAAAGCCCGUAUCAUCUCCUGUGGGAACAACGGUUGAAGUGGCCGAUUUGCACAGUACGUUCCCGUUCCGCCGGAAAGAACACGUCAAAAAGGCGCAGAAGACUCUCAACAACAUAAAAUCAUUGCUGCAAACCUACGCCAUGACGAGGCCUGAAAUCAGGUUCACCUACAAAAUUCUUGGCCAGAGCCAUUCUGCUUGGUCGUACGCUCCUCCGAAUCAUGCGGAUGCCAGGACAGCAGCGCUCCAGAUUUUCGGGGUUGGUUUGGUCUCUCAAUGCGUCUAG
Sodiomyces alkalinus F11 is the source of this 699-nucleotide messenger RNA. RefSeq names its product DNA mismatch repair protein MutL. NCBI's taxonomy places the organism in Eukaryota, Fungi, Ascomycota, Sordariomycetes, Glomerellales, Plectosphaerellaceae. The transcript has a single exon. Gene Ontology annotation, biological process: mismatch repair. Gene Ontology annotation, molecular function: ATP-dependent DNA damage sensor activity; ATP hydrolysis activity. The coding region runs from base 1 to 699 and encodes 232 amino acids. Gene Ontology annotation, cellular component: MutLalpha complex. The record is from RefSeq and is a predicted model, not a curated record.